This is a messenger RNA of Psilocybe cubensis, 1014 nucleotides long. RefSeq lists its product as uncharacterized. The transcript has 2 exons. The record is from RefSeq and is a predicted model, not a curated record. Bases 1 to 1014 code for a protein of 337 amino acids. Lineage: Eukaryota; Fungi; Basidiomycota; Agaricomycetes; Agaricales; Agrocybaceae.
AUGGACUUCCUCAAAAAUCUCCACCUCGACGACAAGAAGCAGUCUUCUGACAAUCAUACCGAGCCCACGUCCCAGCCUUCCACAGCAUCGCGCGCCGGAUCUUUCUUGAACAAACUGGGAGAUGCUUUGAAUGAGCACAAAUCCCCCACUCCAACCGCCUCUGCGCCUGCUCCCCAAGUUGCCACCGCUCCAACACCAUCCACCGCAUCGAACAAAGAAGAUAUCUUCUCGAAGAUCGGGGGAGCACUUUCCGGCCGUAAGACACCAGAGGCUGCCCCUGACCCUGCCCCCUUUGCUGUUCCCGCUUCUUCAUCUGGCAAAGAGGAUAUAUUUUCCAAGAUCGGAGACGCGCUGUCCGGAAGGAAGACACCCCCGCCUGUUUCUGUUGCUGCACCCACCCCUGCACCCGCUUCGUCGCGUAAAGACGACCUCUUCUCCAAGAUCGGCGACGCGAUUUCAGGCAAACCAUCCACCCCACCUCCCGCACCCGUAGCUGCACCUGCACCACGCAAAGAUGAAAAUAUAUUCCACAAGAUUGGCGACGCAAUUUCCGGGAAACAGACCCCGCCUCCUGCACCCGCUCCUCGUAAAGAGGAGAAUCUACUAUCCAAAAUCGGAGAUGCUAUUGGCCGCAAGCAGACACCUCCGCCUGCACCAGCGCCUCAGAAGCCGCAGAACUUGGUCGGCAAGUUGACUGAAGCUGUCGUGGGCAAAAAAGAUGAGGCUCCUCCACCGAAUCCCAGUCUUAUCCACCAAAUCUCGGAGGUCGUUGUUGGGCCUAAGAAACAGGAGCAGCAGAAGCCGCAGGGACUGAUGAACAAGAUCAACCAUUCACUUGGUGGUGGCUCCAAGGGCGAGGAGGAGGAGGACAGACUGGAUAAAGCAAUCGACAUGUUCCAAGAGCACAUCUUGAGAGAAGGUCCUCAGAACAACGAGUCGGCAUUGGAGCAGGCCAAAGAUAAGCAAAUUGCAAACAUGAUCAGGACUACAGUUGGGAUGAAGGAGAAAAAAUGA